CUAAUACCAUCUUCCGCUUUGUUCCAUUCACUCUUAGCAAUGGCGAAGCAAGUCUCCGAUCACCUGGAGCCAUGGCGCGACCUACCAGACAAGGUCGUCAUGGUCACCGGCGCCUCUUCCGGCCUCGGCCGUGACUUCUGUUUGGAUUUGGCCAAAGCCGGCUGCCGGAUUGUCGCCGCUGCUCGCCGCGUCGACCGCCUCCAGUCUGUCUGUGAUGAAAUCAACCAGCUCUCCACCGCGCCGCCGCAGCCGAGGGCCGUCGCGGUCGAGCUCGACGUCAGUGCCGACGGCUCUGCUAUUCAGAAGUCUGUGCAAAAGGCUUGGGAUGCCUUCGGCCGCAUCGAUGCCCUCAUCAACAAUGCCGGUGUCAGAGGUAAUGUGGCGUCUCCAUUGGAAUUGUCUGAGGAGGAGUGGAACAGCACUUUCAAGACAAACUUGACUGGCACCUGGUUGGUGUCAAAAUAUGUUUCCUUAUGCAUGCGUGAUGCAGGUAAGGGAGGAUCAAUCAUUAAUAUAUCUUCCAUUUCUGGUCUUGAUCGUGGAUCUGUGCGUGGAGGUUUAGCCUACAAUUGCUCAAAGGCUGGCGUAAACACCUUGACAAAGGUCAUGGCUGUGGAGUUGGGGGUACACAAGAUCAGAGUGAAUGCAAUAUCACCUGGGCUUUUCAGAUCUGAAAUUACAGAGGGUCUUAUGCAAAAAGAUUGGCUACACAAUGUGGCUAUGAGGACUGUCCCUUUGAGAACAUAUGGCACUUCAGAUCCAGCAUUGACAUCACUAGCUCGUUAUUUGAUACAUGACUCCUCUGAAUAUGUCUCGGGCAAUAUUUACAUUGUAGACGCAGGACUCACCUUGCCAGUGUCAGGUCUUUAAAACGGGGGUUCGAAUAAGCUUUUCUGGCGAUACACGAGCUGAGCAGUGCUGGCCCUAUCAUGAAUAUAUUAGGCCCAUAUCCUACUGAAAGGCCAGAAAAAUUUGGUCCUAUGGGCAAGCAGACACAAAUAACUUAUUUUAGGAGGGUUUAUGGUUUCUGUUGUCCUUCAUUAGCCGGAUCGUUCAUUUUAUAAAUUACCCUUUAAAAAACGUUUGUGCAAAAAAUAAAUCAGAAGCAGCUUUCCCACUUGGUUUUCCCCAAAAGAAGAGAUCUAUUACUCGAGCAACCAGAAGUGAUGCAAAAGCCGAGAAUCAUCAUGCUAAAGGAAUCUCUGCGACUGCUGGUACUGCCUCUUGUUCCUAUUCUGUGCCAUCUAACUCUAAUACUGAUGUAAACCCACCCCCACUUGCUGGACUGCUGGAGUUCAUGAACAUCAAGAAGUGGGUUUGAAAUUGCCAAUGACAAGCAAGAAGUGAUGCUUUUGCUGAAAUUGAAGAAGCUGAUGAUAUUUUAAAGACAUAAACUUGAAAAGGCCACGAAUGGGAACGAAGAAUAGUGAGUGUGAAUGAUGUUCUGUCAGUGGGAGUGGCAGGCUAAUUAUGCAACACAAAAAUAACAGUGUAUUGUGUUUUUGAAAUUAGGGUGUGCAUUGACAUGAUUUUUUUUAUUUUUUUUUCUUUCGAUGGAAAAAUAAUACAACAGCUACAAAGUAUCUCCCCUAAUACAACCUAGCUCAGAAAAAUCAAACUGAAAAGCAUGAGCAGCCGAAGUAGGCAGA
Molecule: messenger RNA, 1649 nt
Organism: Rosa rugosa (rugosa rose)
Lineage: Eukaryota; Viridiplantae; Streptophyta; Magnoliopsida; Rosales; Rosaceae
Exons: 4
Coding region: 40-870 (276 amino acids)
Molecular function (GO): oxidoreductase activity
Source: RefSeq, a predicted model, not a curated record